AUGAAUGAUAUCGACGAGAAAUUAGUUAGUCAAGAGAAAGGAAUUGAUGUCCGUAAAUCAGCAGAAGAAAUGGAUGAGCAACGUCAAAAGACUCUUGCUUAUGAGUACCUAUGUCACUUAGAAGAAGCUAAAAAAUGGAUGGAAGCAUGCCUUAGAGAAAUACUUCCACCUACAACUGAAUUAGAAGAGAACUUGAGGAAUGGGGUGUAUCUGGCAAAACUUGCUCAUUUUAUGGCACCUGAAUCUUUGCCCCUUAAUAAAAUUUAUGAUUCUGAACAGAAACGUUAUGCAGCAGUUGGUUUACAGUUUCGUCAUACAGACAAUAUUAAUCAUUUUCUGAAAUCAUUAAAAUCUAUGCAGUUACCAUUGACCUUUCAACCAGAGACUACAGAUAUUUAUGAUAAGAAGAAUAUGCCACGUGUUAUAUAUUGUAUUCAUGCUCUUAGUACUCAUUUAUUUAAACUUGGUAAAGCUCCACAGAUUCAAGAUUUGUAUGGAAAAGUGAACUUCACUGAUGAAGAAAUCAAUGCUGUUAGUAAAGAAUUGAACAAGUAUGGGAUUCAGAUGCCUUCAUUUCAGAAAAUUGGUGGACUAUUGGCAAAUAGUAUGGAGAUUGAUGCAGCUACGCUUCAUGCUGCGGUAAUAGCGAUUAACCAGGCCAUUGCAUAUAAAGAUCAUAAUAAAAUAUUAACUGCGCUUCAGAACAAAGUAGUACAAAUAAAUAAUAUUAAUCCUUACUACAUUAAGGAAUAUAGCGAUACAUUGUCAGAGGCAAAGGAUUCUAAACAACAAGCUGCUCUAAAUAGAUCUCUUAACGAUAGCUAUGUGCCAGAUGUAUAUGAUGAAUUAUUAACUCAGGCUGAAAUUCAGGGACAUAUUAAUUACGUUAAUCUUCACUGUGCAGUGGAAAACAUAACUCAUUCUAUUCAUGAGGACACUGAUGAGUUUGUAGAUGCAUUGAAAACAUCAAUUUUGGAUUUAAAAAAUGUUGCACGUGAAAAUGCAGAAUUAUACAAAGAACAAUUGAUGCAGUUAUUAGAAAGUUCUGAAUGGAAUAAUACAUAUUCAGAAAGCAAUCAUCAUUGGAAGCAAUUACUUCAAAAAGGAAUUGAUAAAGCAAAUGAAACAGCACUUAAAUCUCGGAAACGCGAAGAAGGUGUUAAACUAGUAAAUUCAAUAUUACAAAAUAGUUUGAAAAAGGAUUUCUGUGACGCAUUAAAAAAUCCGAAGCUUGGAUUAAUCAAAGAAAUUGAUGAUUUUGCGAUACCGCUAUAUUAUGAAGAAAUGAAAAUCGAUCGUAUGGAAUCUCAGAACGACCUUUCGUAUAGCGAUAUUGUAGUGAGUAUACGUGUAUUGUCAAUGAUCGCAGAGAUCAGUAAAGCUGUAGACACGGGAAAUCCAGAUUUAGUUUAUCAAGCAUUACAAAAUCCGGACUGUCAUGUUUCUGGAUUGGAUCCUGAGAAUAAGGUAAAGUAUUACAGAGCACUGGCAGUAGUUCGGUGUGAAAAGCAAGCAAUAUCCGAGGAAUGUCCUUUAUUAACAUACAUUGAUAUUCAAGAGUGUAUUGAUGUUGUAAAUGAACAAUGUCAAAAUGAUGAUGUUGUAAUACAAGUACUGCGUCAAUUAAAUUUAGCUGUUGUGGAGAACGAUCGAAAAGGAAUUAUAACUGCUUUAAAAGAUACCGCUUUAAAGUUGCAGAAACCUACUUCACCGGAAGAUGCAUCUCUUUAUUUGAAAUUGUUUAAAAAAUGUCUCGCUGAAAAACACUUUGAUGGUUCUGAAUUAUGGUUGGAGGAUGUAGAAGCAAUAACAAAAAUCGUUGCUGCUGAAGCUGAAAAUGUGCAGAAUGUGUGUACAUUUUUAUCCCAAGUAAAUUUAGGUUUACAACGAAAUGACAUGUUAUUUACGAUUGAUUGCCUCCAAACGUUUGGUUUUAAAAUAUCAGAUAAAUAUAAAACAGAUUGUUUUCAAAGCCUCUAUAACUUACAAAAGAUGAAGAGUGAAAAAUACGAGUGUGCAUUUGUUCGUUAUAUUACUCCUAAAGGCAAUGAAUCGUAUUUAGAUUUACAAAAGUAUAAUUAUACCUGGGACUGUCCAAAAACCAUAUCGGAAACAUAUUAUAUCAACAUGGAAGAUAUCAAGGGAAUAGUAAAGAAAACUACUACUACUACUACUACUACUACUACUAGUGAACUGGAAGAACAUACAAUAAGUAAAAGGAUAAUUCGAUUACAAGCUUGUAUACGAGGAUAUUUAUUACGAAAAAGAAUUUCCGACAGAUUCGCAUAUUUCUAUGACAAUGCAGAUAAAAUUAUUCAAAUACAAGCCUGGUGGCGUAGUAUAGUACAGCGUAAACGAUAUGCUAAAUUAAUAGCAGAAAAAAAAAGAAAUUGUAAUAGUGAAAAAUUUCAAAGUACAUAUUUAAAAUUUCGAAACAAAUAUAUCAACAUAUUAGAUUACUAUAGACAACAUGAGGAAAAAAUAAUGAAAAUACAAGCUUUGUGGCGUGGUCGUGCCGAAAGACGUGCGUUUCACUCAUUGCUGUAUACUGAAAAACCACCAUUUCCUGUUGUACGACAUUUUUCUGCACUUUUAAAUUUUAAUGCAGAAGAUUAUGAUAAAGAUUUACAGCUACAACAAUUGAAACAUGAAGUAGUACAAAGCAUACGUCAUAAUCAAACUCUGUCACAGCAACUGGAUAGUAUGGACAUAAAAAUUGGUUUACUUAUACAAAAUAGGAUCACGCUACAAGAUGUUGUAGCGCAUGGAAAGAGUUUGGACACACUUGCAAAACAGAAGAAUUCAAACAGAGAUCAAAAAAACGCUUUAUCAGAUAGUGCUAUUUCACAUAAAGGUUUAAAAUCUUUAACGAAAGAAGGUCGGAAAACGUUAGAGGGAUAUCAACAUUUAUUUUAUGCGUUGCAAACUAAUCCGACGUAUUUGUCGAAGCUUUUAUUCCUUUUGCCACAAAGUAAAACGAAUAAAUUUCUUCAAAAUGUGAUUUUAACAUUGUAUAAUUUUGGAUCAAAUAUAAGAGAGGAAUAUUUAUUAUUGAAACUCUUUGGUAGCGCAUUACAAGAAGAAAUCAGGUGUAAAUUUCAAAAACCAUCUGAAGUUGUAACUGGAAAUCCACUUGUAUUAAAAAUGGUAGUGAAUUAUGCGCGGCAAUUACAUGGCCAGAGAGCUUUAAGACAAAUUGUUGGGCCAACUAUUGAAAAAAUUUUAGCCGAUCGAACAUUAAGUAUAGAAACAAAUCCCGUUGAUAUUUAUAAGUGCUGGAGAAAUCAAUUAGAAAUGGAGACUGGAGAGACAUCAACUCUUCCAUAUACGGUAACGCAACAACAAGCUUUAAAUUAUGAACAAGUACGAAUUAGAUUGAAUAGAGGGAUACAAUUGUUGCAAAGUACUGUUUUAGAGUUCUUAAAUAAAAUAACAGAAUCCCGAGAUUUAAUACCCUAUGGAAUGUUAUAUAUGGCAAAAAUUUUAAACGAUUCUUUGACUGAAAAAUUCCCAAAUGCUCCAGAAAAAGAUAUUCUCAAAGUAAUCGGAAAUUUGAUCUAUUAUCAUUUUAUCAAUGCAGCUAUAGUAGCUCCAGAUGCUUUUGACAUAAUAACGUUACCGAUCGAUAGAUCAUUGUCAAACGAUCAACGAAGAAAUUUAGCUAGCAUUGCAAAAAUACUACAAUUUGCUGCUUCCAAAAAGGGGUUUGGAGAGGAAGCUACACAUUUAGUCUGCUUAAAUCCGUUUAUAAUUGAAUGUCACGAAAAAUUUAAGAAAUUCUUUCGUUACUGUUGUCAAAUUGAAGAUUUAGAAGAACACUUUUGCAUCCACGAAUACACCGAAGCCACGCUUAUUCACAAGCCUGAGAUUUACAUUUCGUUACAAGAAAUCUGUGAUACUCAUUGUCUCAUGCUAGAAUACCAAGAUCAAAUAGCGCCAGAUCCAAUGGAUCCCCUGCAUGAUUUAUUAGAUGAUUUAGGUCCUGCACCCACCGUUGCAUCUCUACUAGGAAUCUCUGACACGAUGUGCGAAGCAAAUUUAAUACGGUUUGGAAAAACGGAAGUGUGUCUGGUACUUACUAACAAGUUUCAAGUACAAGAAGAUGAAGAUGCCAGUUUAAACAAACUUUUUAUAAAGACUAAAGAGUUGUUGGUUUCUGUACUUCAAUUUUUGAAAGGGCAAACAUUAGUAGAGGCUUUGGAAACAAGUUGUUCUCCUGUGCAAGAAAAACUCUAUACUGUGAAAUGUUCUAGCAUAUCGCCUGCUUUAAAUAUCAUUCACAAGAGUUCGUCUUUAAAUGAUUGUAAACUUCAACUUCGCGCUUAUCUUAAUAAACUUGAACUUGGCGGAUGGGUGAGUCAAUCAGAUGGAUAUCAGAAUAUCAUAACAGCAGUGGCUAAAGAUCUUUGUAAUAAAGGAAAGUAUCGAAUCAUUCGAAAUAAGGAAUUACAAACUUUACGUGUAACUAAACAAAGACUAGAAGAAAAAUGCAAAUAUUAUCAAGAACAGGUAGAAUAUUAUAAUGAGUAUAUACAACGUUGCUUGGAGAACUUACAUACAGGAAAGGGAUCAUUGCGAGCAUUUAAAGCCAUUCAGAAAAACAAUCACGGUAAGUUGCGGUCUAAAAUGACACUGAAAUAUUCCGCGGCAAAGUUACAAGAAAAAGGGAUAUUGUUAGAAGUGGAUGGACUUCCACAAUCACAGUUUAAAAAUGUAAUUUUCGAAAUCAGUCCAACAGAACACACCGGACUUUUUAAUGUACGUUGUAAAUUUAUGGGGGUUGAAAUGGAAAAAGUUGAUAUUGAUAUACAAAAGUUACUUGAACUACAGUUUGAAGGUGCACCGAUUAUGGACAUGUUUGGUAAAGCAAAAGUUAACGUUAACUUGUUGUUGUAUUUAUUGAAUCGAAAAUUUUAUGGUAAGACUUGAAAGAAAAGAAUGAAAUGUGUUGUUUAUUAGUAUGACAAUUAUGCACUUGUGCAAUGUUUUAUUAUAAUUAUGAAUUUUUAAACAAAAAUACGUCGCGUUUUAAAUUUUGUAUAGCCUACGAAUAAUUUUUAGUAACAUAAAUUUUGUAAAUAAUUCCACUUAUAUAAACUGAAAUUUUUAGUACAAGAUUCGUUGGUAUGUAUAUAUGUAUGUAUUAUAAUAAUUGAUCAAUAUGAGGUAACAAUUCAACGAAAUAUAUAAAUUUUACAGAAACCUCGUGAAUGAUAAGAUCAUAUUAUGUAUAAAAGGUAAAACCAGCCUACACUGAUUCAAUUACCUUUAUCGUUAAUAUCGUAUGUCAGUUACAUUUAAUGAUAAUAUAUAAAAGAUUUUAUUAGAAUACUUGCUUUUAAAUUAUAAAUGUUUUAAGAGAAGUAUUUUUUUUUAUUUUUUUUUUUUUAAUUUUUAAUUUUUAUAAAAAUAAGUAAACUAACGGUAGUAAAUACUACUGUCGAGGGAAUACUCUUUUUCUUGGUUUAUUUUUACAACUAAACUUAACUUCAGCUGUGUGCUAUUUUUUAUUUUUCAAUAAGGGAUAAUUUGAAUAUAGUUGUUUGUAUUAUAUUGUAUACCGUUAAAAUAAGGUAAGGCAUAUUCUCAGAAAUUUUUAAACAAAUACAAUAGGCUAUCCAUUAUUAUUUAUAUGUUCCUAUAUACAUAUUUUAUAUUAUUCUUUAAAUAUUGGAUAACCCAGUAUUUUUGUGCACUUCAUAAAAUCUAAAGUCGAAUUAUUUCAACACAAACCCGAAAUUUCUAUCAUGUGUAUAUUUAAUUCAAUAAAUUCUAUUUUGUAAAAUAUACUACAUAAGGGCCUGUUUAGUGGAUAUUGGCGAAUCAGCCUGCACAUUUAAAAUAAAAAGAUUGAUUAAAAGAAAUUACAAUUCAUUCGUUAUUCAUUAGCUUGCAUAGUUUGUUAAUAAUUAUAAUCAUGAUUGAACUAACAUAUAAUAGACGUCAACUUCCUUUUUUACUGAACAUACAAUUGAACUGUUUAAAUACGAUCAGUGCAAGUAAGAAAUUCUUAAUUUAUAGAACAAAAACUUAUUGUAUUUUAUUUUAUAUAUACGAUAUAAACAUUACAUACAUAUUAUUUUAGAUAAAGUAUGCAAGCUUAUAUGGAUGUACAUACGCAAUAAUAUGUUGGUACAUAAAUUUUUCUGUUUGUAAUUACAAAAAACAUUGUAGAUAAACAACUCGCAUUGUAUUAUAAAUAUUAAUUUUUUUUCUUUUUCUUUCUUAUUUUUUUUUUUGUUUUUACAUAUUCGUUUUCUCUAAGUUUUAUUUUUACUCAACUUUAUUAUACAAAUCUGCCUUUACAUAAUUUACGUGACAGAUGCUAACAUCCAGGUACUGUGUCACGAGGUAUCUUGAAAGACAUUUUUAUAACUUAUGGGGCACAAAAUGUCAGUAAUAAUACUAAUAGUUUUCAUAUUUCAUUCUUUUCUUUUUGUUGUUGUUUUUUCUUGUUUUCAGUGAAUCAAGUAUUUAGUAUUUCUAAUGUAAUUGAUUAUGUGCAAGCAUUACAGUUCAUUAAAGCCUCCACGAAGCAGGCCGUGUAAAGUGCAUUUCAUGUAUUAUUAACCAUGUAGUAUAUAUAUAUAUAUAUCACCAUAAUAUUAAUUUUUUAUAAUAAAUAGCAUAAUAACAUUAA
Messenger RNA from Osmia lignaria (orchard mason bee), 6640 nucleotides. RefSeq names its product ras GTPase-activating-like protein IQGAP1. Gene Ontology annotation, molecular function: actin filament binding; GTPase activator activity; calmodulin binding. The record is from RefSeq and is a predicted model, not a curated record. Lineage: Eukaryota; Metazoa; Arthropoda; Insecta; Hymenoptera; Megachilidae. Gene Ontology annotation, biological process: regulation of GTPase activity; mitotic actomyosin contractile ring assembly actin filament organization. Gene Ontology annotation, cellular component: cell cortex.